AUGCACUGGGGCCCCAGCUUCCCUCAUUUUCUCACCAGCUAUGAGAAAAGCACCAAGAGGCUGACAAAGGAAGCAGAAAAGUGCCAAGAAAAGCAGAAGAAGGAGCUGGGCACCGUGAGGGGAUCCUGGAGCAUACAAUGUUGGUACAAGAAGGAAUAUAAGGCCUUUUACAAAUACUGUUGCAGACAACCAUGCUUGCUACUUUGGCACCAGAUCAUGCAGGCCAGAGGCCAAAGAGAGGUGAGGUGGGGCCAAGUGUCCAUUGUGGACCAUCCUGGGGACCUCACCUUCACCGUGACCUUGGAGAACCUCACUGCAGCCGAUGCAGGAAAAUACAGGUGUGGGGUUACAAUGAUCCUGCAGAAAGGACUCCUUGGCUUCCUGCCUGAACCCUUUUUCCAGGUUCAGGUGAUUGUUUCCCCAGGUAAGACCCUCCUUUUCUCUGGUACCAGUGAUGAAGGAAUCUGAGCUCAUCUCUGCAGAGCAUCCAAGGAAAUUUCAAUCCAGGAGAGAAGAACUGAGCUGGUGUUUGUGCAUCAGAGAUUCAAGACCAAGUGUGUGGUGUAAAUGUGAGUGUGUAGGAAGUGUAUGUGUGUCAGGUGUGGAAGAGUGAGUGUGAAAGAGUGUGAGGGUGUGAGUAGAGUGUGUGUGACUUCCAGGUCCCUGCCACUGCCCUAGGUCCUGACACUCUGGACCUCAGGGAUUGGGAGGCUGGCAGAGUUGGGGAGGGCCCUGUAUCGUCAGCUCCAUCAGGACUGAGAGGCUCUUGCCACCUCCCUGUCCUCACAGGGCUUUAUGUGUGGGGAUGGAGGGUCCAACCAAGGGGUUCCCUUCUCACUCCCCCUUGACUUGAGCUCUCAGGAUUUAGGCCUCUCAAGAGCCAGGGCCCCAAGUCUCACCCAGGAUCAGGAGAGGAACCCUGAGAUGGUCCAGGCUCAGAGGUGACCCAGACUGCCAGCCUCACCCCUCUGAUGGCGUGAUCCCUGCUCCAGAAAUCCAAGCUCCAGCCCCAGCCCUUCCCCCUGGGCCUUUCCUCAGCCCCUGACGGCUGUGCUAGCCCCGGGGAAAACCCAUUUCUUGCAUUUUCCGGAGGCCCUGGCCACUUGGCUGUGGGCCAGAGGGCUUUGUGGGAAAGCCCAAGAGGGGGCCCUCAGCCCUCUGUCUGGCUUCAGUAUGUUUCUGUCUGUCUGUCUGUCUGGCAUCCUCUCUGACUUCUGCACCUUCCCUCUCUGGACUCUUGGUCAGGCAGGAGGGAGCCUCAAAACCCCUGGACCCAACAAGGCAGAAGUGGGAGGGGGACCUCUAACACAGCAUUUUUCUUUUUGAAUUUUGUUUCUUAAUCUUUUUUAUAAGCCUU
Molecule: messenger RNA, 1357 nt
Organism: Vicugna pacos (alpaca)
Lineage: Eukaryota; Metazoa; Chordata; Mammalia; Artiodactyla; Camelidae
Source: RefSeq, a predicted model, not a curated record